AUGAAAACAAGUAAAAAAUUGCAAAAAAAAAAUCCGAAAAAAUCGGCGCCUGCGGCGGGCCACGGCGUGUUUGUUUUCUGGAUUCUACGCAGUCGUCCGGGCUGGCUCUGCUUGAUUGGGAGCUCUGCUUGGGAGCUCUGCUUGGGAGCUCUGCUUGGGAGCUCUGCUUGGGAGCUCUCUCUGCUUGGGAAUGCGACGGCAGACCAUUCUCGCCAGGCACUGCUUGCCGUAUGCUCGCGCGUGAUCAACGACUCGCUCGCGCGGGAUCCGUCAACGUGGCGCGUCGGGGGCCGCUAUCAGCUUCACCAGUGGCAGCUCUGGCUCUCCCUGGAGCGAGGAGCAGACGGGCAGCAUCUUCUCCCCACCUCCGAGCGCCAGCUUUGCCGCGACGCUAUGCAAGACACGCAAGAGCAUCUCGAGCCGCGCACCGGCUACUCGCUCGACCUGGCGCUGCCCUCGUCACGCGUCGCGGUCGAGCCACAGCCACGCCCUGCGGUGACGGUUAUGUUGAUCCACGGGAUGCAUUGCCGUGGCGAGCAUUGGGCCGAGUUUGCCGAGAGGCUCGAAGCGGGUGGUGUGCACACGCUGGCGCCGACACUGAGGCACCACGACGAAGUUCCCGCUCCAAGGAGCCUUGGCAAGUUGAGGCUCGAGGAUUACUGCGACGACCUAGCGGAGCUCGCUCGCAGCGUGGAAGGCUUCUUGGUCCUUUGCGGCCACUCCAUGGGCGGGUUGAUUGCCCUGAAGCUUCUGGAGCGGGGCAUUGGACAUGCUGCAAUCCUGCUGGCGCCCGCUGCUCCGGCAAACGUGAUCGGAGGCGCGGCACCGGCUGCCUUCUCGCAGCUGAUCUUGUUCGCGCGCCAUCUCGACGAGCUGAUAUGGAAGCGGCCUGUGCAGCAUGUGUCGAGGUGGGAGCGUCGAUUCGGCUUCUUCAACCGGCUAGCGGACCCGGAGGUCCGCGACAAGGCGGAAGCACUUUUUGGGCCCGAGUCGGGGGCUGCCAUCGCAGACCUGCUGUGGUGGCCAAUCGGACGGAUGUUUUCGUGCUCACGCAGCCAGGGCUACAUAGAAAGAGACCUGGUCACGCAGCCCGUGAUUGUCUACGGCGGCACGCGGGACCGCGCAACGCCAUACACCCGGCGUACUGCCAGGCUCGUGAAUGGUGAGUCGCACCGCCUGCAAGGGCGCGGGCACUGGUUGCUUGGCGAGGAGGGCUGGCAGGAGCUGGCAGAUGAAGCGGCGGCCUGGGCGCUGCGCACUGCCGACGCCGCGCACUCCGAGAGCGAGCCGAGGUCUUGACUCCACUGCCGAGGUGUGAGCCACCCACGACUUCCGCUGGCACGACGACUUCCGUUGGCGUGGCGUCAAAACCUCGGCAGUGCGCAAUGUGGUUCGACCGCCCUCGUGGGUGGUCGUGCGCCCCCGUUCGCAGAAAAGAAUUUUCCCGUCGGGAGGAUUU
This is a messenger RNA of Emiliania huxleyi CCMP1516, 1459 nucleotides long. RefSeq lists its product as hypothetical. The coding region runs from base 1 to 1299 and encodes 432 amino acids. NCBI's taxonomy places the organism in Eukaryota, Haptophyta, Isochrysidales, Noelaerhabdaceae. The record is from RefSeq and is a predicted model, not a curated record. The transcript has 6 exons.